Molecule: messenger RNA, 213 nt
Organism: Phytophthora infestans T30-4
Lineage: Eukaryota; Oomycota; Peronosporomycetes; Peronosporales; Peronosporaceae
Exons: 1
Coding region: 1-213 (70 amino acids)
Source: RefSeq, a predicted model, not a curated record
AUGAAGAAAAAACUGGAGCUGGACGAAAAAAUGUGGAAGGAGCAACGAAACGCAAACAAAGUUCAGCAGGAACGUGACCAACAGCUUCGCACUCCAGAACUGAAGGAGCGCCGAGCUGCGCGUCGUCGUGAUAUGUUUAUGUCACUGGUGGCAGCACAGAAGACUCCGGAUGAAAUCAAGACGCUUAUGGACCUCUAUCAAACUGGACUGUAG